UCUAAAACAACAGGUAUUUCACAAAAAUGGUAUUAUUUUUUUUCCCGCCGCCAAUUCGAUUUAUCUCGAAAUUUCUCGCAGAAUCGCAGUGUCUCGAAUGUUUGUUUGCGAUUACGCGCUCAUACACAGUUGUACCAACUACCAAUAUCUUUGGUUGUACACAGUGGAAUCUUUAGACAAUACCAGAACCAGACACACGUUAAAUAGUUCACAAUGUAAAGGAUCAACAUCAACUAUGUCCUAACCUACAAGUUGUCAUCUCGUGAAUUUCACAAAGAGCCCAAAGGAAUAAAGUGUCCCAAAAUGGUCCUUUAAUCUUCACUUAGGCUUUGGUGUGCUGUGCAAAUUUAUGUUGUCAUUUCGGUAAAUUAUACUAUAAAAUGUCGAGUGAAUUUAAAUCACGAGAUUCUCAUUUAGCUUGGGAACUUCACAAUCAGAUAAAUCGCCUCGAUGUCACAGGAAUAACGGAAAAUGCAGCGUUCCCGGAUAGUAAUUUGAAAGAAAACUACAAACCAAAGACAUUAAUCGACAACACUCUAGAGAUAAUUGAUCCAACUCCCAAUAUACACACAUUAUUUGUACAAUUUGAUAAAAGAUUUUUCGGAAACAAGUUGCUUCCUGUAGAAGUGAAAUGGAGUCAUCGAAUGACCUCUUGUGCAGGCACUUGUUCUUUUAAUACGGGAAGUCGAUAUUGCGUGAUUGCUCUCAGUAGUCCUUUACUCAAACUCAGGCCUCGAAAAGAUCUCAUUGAGACUUUACUGCACGAAAUGAUUCACGCUUAUUUAUUUAUAACGAACAAUAAUCGGGACAGAGAUGGCCAUGGUCCCGAAUUUUGCAAACAUAUGCACAGAAUCAACAAAGAAGCCGGAACUCGUAUAACCAUAUACCACAGUUUUCACGCAGAAGUAAAACUUUACCAGCAACAUUGGUGGAGAUGCAACGGACCCUGCCAAGGAAAAAAACCAUUCUUCGGAAUGGUUCGCCGAUCUAUGAAUCGCGCCCCAGGACCAAACGACUUCUGGUUCAAAGAGCAUCAAUUAACUUGCGGUGGUCAAUUCAUCAAAGUUCGAGAGCCGGAGAAGCCCGAAAAAGGGAAGAAAAUCAAGAAUGAUCCGAAGAAGGAUCCUAAAAAGUCAGGCAUCGAUAAAUGGUUGACUCCAUCUCCAAAAUCCAAACCAAAGGAUAAACCUUCUAAUGGUUUAUCAAAACCAAAAACUAAACCCGGACUGAAUGGUUUAAACAAGCCCAAAAAUAAACAUGCACCAAAUAAUAACAAUAUCAAUAAACCUGGCUCGAGCUCUAAUAUUAAUAAACCAGGUGGUUCAGUUUUAAGAACGAAAGGAGGUUCUAAAGUUAUCACCGUAAACAAAUGGAACACGAAUACUUCGGAUGAACCAGGAAUACAAAAGCUCGGAAAUGCAACAAAUAACGUUCACGGUUUUGGAACCGGGGGCCCAGGUUCUUCCACUUCAGUGACUUCAAAAGGCUCUUCAGGAAACCACUUUUCUUUCUCUGGAACUGUGGGAGGUUCAUCCACCGGACAAAGUAAAUUGCUAGAUUUAUUCAGUCAACCUAAUACGAAGCCACAAUCUCAAUUAAAUGAUAAAAAGAAUCAAGUUUUGGGCCCGACAGUAAAAUGUCCAAUCUGCAAGGACCUGAUCACAGAGAAAAAAGCCAAUGAACACAUCGAUGCUUGUUUAAUAGAGGAAGAAGAGAAAAAGAAGACUUCCAUCAUUAGUCCAACUCUGAAAUCUACUCCUGGUCUUGUAAAUUGUCCUGUUUGUUCUAAAUACAUUUCCAGUACUUUGAUAAUUGACCACAUCGAUUUGUGUUUGACGCUCCAAGAUAAAGCGAAGAGUUCUUCAGUGCCUGAAGAAUUCAACUCACCUUCGACUGCAACUACUUCUUCGCCUCCCUUGAUUUCAAUUGAUGCAAGUCCGCAAAGUCCGAUCGUCAUCCACGAUUCGGAUAGUGAUAUUGAAGCGCCGAAUAAGAAACGGAAGAGUAAUGGUUUAGUUGACUUUUUCUUCAAAGUGCCUAAGGUGGCGAAGACUGAAGAUGUCAUCGCUAACUGCCCAGUGUGUGUUAAGGAGGUAAAUGUGAAGGAUAUGAAUCGACAUUUGGAUGAUUGUUUAGCUGGAUUUGGUGAAGAUGUCGAUACGCAGGAAGCUGGGACUUCUAAGGAAAGAGAUUCGAACGAAAUAAAUCCAAACGGAAAAGGAGAACCGGAAACAUGUCUCAUCUGCAAUGCAGUUUUGGAACCGUCAGUUUCUUUAGUUCAACAUUUAGAUGAUUGUCUCAAAAAUAUGUUCAACGAUGACACUGAGAGUUUUGAAAGUAGAAGUUUUAUUGGAGAUAAAACUUCAAAUCCUAAAGAAGCUGAACCUGACAAUUCAAUAUUGUCAGUGGAGGAUAGCUUUAAAGAUGAAUCUCAAGAAGAGAAUGAGUUGAGUGAUUUAAGUGAAUUAGGUGAGAUUGCGGACUCUGUUGAAACUAGCAAUAGAUCUCCCUGUCCGGUUUGUAUGAGCAUGAUUCCCGAAAAGAUUAUGACUCUUCAUUUAGACGCUUGUCUGGGGGAAUAGACGUAUGAUAGGCAUGAAAGUAGAAUAUUUCAAAUCAAAUCAAAGCUGUGACUGUUAAUUAAUAAGCUUCGACUCAAGAAAGAAGUAUUACGAGUAAAAGGAUUGUGAAAGGAGUUUUUUGUAUGUGAUUUAUGUUCUAGGUUUUAAAAGCCAGUUUUCAGAUAGAGAAAAUGCAAACUGAUCUUUAAUUAUAGACUGCUAAAGUUUUGCUCAGGGCGAAAUAAACAUAAUUGUUUUCUAAUAAA
Molecule: messenger RNA, 2827 nt
Organism: Belonocnema kinseyi
Lineage: Eukaryota; Metazoa; Arthropoda; Insecta; Hymenoptera; Cynipidae
Gene: mh
Product: sprT-like domain-containing protein Spartan
Exons: 6
Coding region: 381-2582 (733 amino acids)
Biological process (GO): DNA repair
Cellular component (GO): nucleus
Molecular function (GO): single-stranded DNA binding; metalloendopeptidase activity; polyubiquitin modification-dependent protein binding
Source: RefSeq, a predicted model, not a curated record